AACAUGUUUCCACAGGUUGCAGCACUGUGCUCGUUGCUGGCGCUAGUGUUGGCAAUCGUGAUAUUCUUCACGAGUCGCCGCUUCCAACUGCUGAAGAAGAUACCAGGACCGAAGGGACUUCCAGUAUUGGGGAUCGUCACAGACGUCGUGAAGAACACCAGUCGCAUCUUAGACUUCGUGAGGGACUUGCAGCAGAAGCAUGGACCGACGUUCAAGGCGUGGUUAGGACCAUUUCCUGUGGUGUUCCUCACCGACCCUCGGGACCUCCAGAUAGUGUUGAACAAGAGCGCCUGCCUCUCCAAGCCUCGGCCGUACAAGGUCGUCGAACUGUACUUCGGGUACAGCUUGACAACCGCUGACCCCACGGACUGGAAGAGGUUCCACAGGAUCAUAACCCCGGCUUUCGGCCUCCCCACCCUGAAGAGCUUCAUACCGGUCUUCAACGAGAAGAGCAGAAAGCUAGUGGACGUGCUGAGAGAACACGAAGACGGCCAACCUUUCGACAUACUCGAACACAUGACGUUGUGCACUCUGGACAUCGUCAUCGAGACCAGCUUGGGAUCCAACAUGAACAUGCUGAAGAACAAACGGAUGGACCUUAUGGAAAGUUUGCAAGUCGCAGAAGACGUGAUGUACCACGCCACUCUCCGGCCGUGGUGCUGGAUACCUGCGCUGAUGAAGUCGACUUCCAACUACAAGAAGAUGGUGAACGGUGUUAAAGACAUGUCGGAGUACGCCGACUACGUGAUCACGCAGAAACUGGCAGACGGCUCGCGGGAAAUCAACUCCUGUCGGACGAUGAAAAAAGUCGGGGAGAUAUCUGACGAAUCUCUUGACGUGGAGAAGAAACGCCUCGGGUUCUUGGACCACGUGAUUUCCGGCCUUAACGACGGCUCGACUUUGCUGAAGCAAGUCGAGAUCAAGGACAACACCAUCAACGUUAUUGUGGCCGGAAUGGGAACAGGGAGUUUAGUCAUGUCGGCUGCUCUCAUGCUCUUGGGUUUACACCGGGACGUUCAGGAAAAGGUCGUGAAGGAGUUGGAGCAGAUAUUCGGUGAAAACAUCGACAGGGCGGUGACAUACGAAGACCUCAAGCAGAUGGUGUACCUCGAGCAAGUCAUCAACGAGACCAUGAGGCUUUACCCACCCGUACCUCUUACUGCCAGGGGAGUCACCGAGGAUCUUACACUCACCAAGUAUACUUUGCCCGCUGGGGCAUACAUCGCCAUACCCAUCUCGCUGAUUCAUCGCAACCCCGAAUACUUCCCUGAUCCGGAUAGAUUCGACCCGGACCGCUUCAGUCCAGAGAACCGUGCCAAGAGACAUCCGUUUAGCUUCAUUCCUUUCCUGGGAGGUCAAAGGAUGUGCAUAGGGAAGAAAUACGUCUGCAUGCAGAUGAUUACUAUCCUGUCUAAUGUUCUCCGCAGCUACGAAGUCCUCCCUUGUGGAUCCAGAGAAGAAAUGGAACAACUGCAGUUUAAGAUGAGUCUUCACAUGGUUAAUGGUUAUAGCGUUAAGCUUGUUCCAAGAAAGAAGUGAUAUUUUAUACGCCAAUAUUUUUAGUUCAUUUAUAUAAACUCAUGUUUCAAAGUUAUUUACUCAAUUUAAAGUCUCUAGUAGUAAAUUAGGUAUUUUUUUUUUGGUUUACGUGUUAAUUAUACAGGUUCCACCAACAUCUUUAGACCAUCAGCAGAUUUGAAAUGAUAUUGUUUUUUUGUUAUAUUCGUAAUGUUUUGCUCAUUUUUAUUAAAAACUAUCUGCAAUACCCGGCGUUGCCCGGGCUGAUCACAGGGGGACGGGGACCUUUUUCGAAAUCCGAUGUAGUUAGAACUUGUCUUGUUAAUUUGAAUGUCAAGUGUGACAAUUAAUUUAUAUCACUUUCAAAUCCCGACAGACGUUGUUCUGCCAGUUUAUAGUCACACAUUUACCUUCUAUAACUAACAUAUGAGUUUCCGGAGAGAUAGAGAGAGAACAACAUGUUUUUUGACGAAGCUCGUGAAACUUCCAGGACUUAAAUAAAACUUUUAUUAUUGCCUACGUAUAUAAAUAAAAAUUACCAUUAUUCUAAAAACUACUAUUGGAUUAACAAUCAAAAAAAAGUUUCUCUGACCUUACUAGGUAUAAAAUAUAAUACCUAAAUGUACUGCAAAUUUUGAAUGUUUGAAAUUGUGACCAUACUAUAUGUUUUCUACGUUAUUUUCUGUUAUAUAAAUCUUCGGCUCUUUAAAAAAAUUCUUGGUUUAUUGUUUUAAAGUCACACUUUGACAAAUUUCUGAAUUGGGCCUUAUACAUUUAACAUGUUUUAGAGUAUUUAAGUAAAAUACAGUAAAAAAUAUCAGUCAUUUAAAAAAUGAGGAAGCCAACAUUUUAAAUUCCCCAUUUCAAAUCAAUCCUGAACACAGAACUACAUUCAAUACGUUUUUCACAACUAGGAUCAUGAUUUAUUUGGGCAAGGUCAAUUGAGAACCAUUAACAAAUAACUUUCAACAAUUUUUUAUACAGUCCCUAUAAAGGAAAUUAUGCAAUUUUUUUGGUUCUCAAAAGAUUUUUUUGAAAUAUUUACCUAAGAGGUUUUUAAUCCUUCAAAACUAUGACUUUACUAUUUUAAAGUUAUAUUUCAACUUAAAAAAAUAUAUACUACAGUUUUUUCCCAACAAACCUUUCCCGUUUCCAUUUCAAUAGGCUUAUUUUGUCCAUUAACGAAUUUAAUCGAGAUUUAGAUCUCUAUUUCUUAUGAGUCAGUCUGAAUGUAAUAUUUGUGAAUCUACGGUGGCAUCGUAUCAAAAAAAUAAGUAACGACAGCUCAUGAGUUAACAAUAAUGUUGAAAUCUAGUAACAUAGAAACAAACCCCAAUUCUUUCAAUGUUUUCCGGUAGUCACAGCAUGUUAAAGAAUGCAAUAGGAAAUUUUAUGCGAAAUACAUGUACUUAAAUUAUUUAAGAAGGUUAAAAGUAUGUGAUUACAACGUUAUUCGCCUUAUAGCCGUGCAUUGCCGAUAUGAAUCCUUUAUGCGCUAGUUACGACGACGAUAAAUACUAAAAUAUUAGAAGUCUUGACUCAAUCAGUCAAUGAAUAUGUUUUUUUUUCCAGAUGCGUUUUAAGAGUGUACAUCUCGUUCCAAAUCAUUAUUUUAUGUUUAAGUUCAACUCGGUUAAGCGUACCAACCAUUUGAAUGGCAGAACAUUCACAAAAUGAAA
Molecule: messenger RNA, 3197 nt
Organism: Bacillus rossius redtenbacheri
Lineage: Eukaryota; Metazoa; Arthropoda; Insecta; Phasmatodea; Bacillidae
Product: cytochrome P450 4C1-like
Exons: 1
Coding region: 4-1539 (511 amino acids)
Molecular function (GO): monooxygenase activity; oxidoreductase activity, acting on paired donors, with incorporation or reduction of molecular oxygen; heme binding
Source: RefSeq, a predicted model, not a curated record